GGAGGGCUUCGCGCUGCCUCUCUCCCCUCCCCGCGGCCCCCCACCGCCGGGCUGGAUAUGUGGAUGCUCACGUGAAGAUGGAUGUAGCGAUCGGGCUGCUGGGGCUGCUGACGGUUCUGCUGGAGGGCAGCUCCGGGCAAGGGGUGUACGCCCCCCCCACCGUGCGUAUCGUGCACUCAGGCCUGGCGUGCAACAUCGAGGAGGAGCGCUACUCGGAGAGGGUCUACACCAUCCGUGAGGGUGAGACGCUGGAGCUGACCUGCCUGGUCACCGGCCAUCCCCGACCACAGAUCAGGUGGACCAAAACAGCGGGAAGUGCGUCUGACAGAUUUCAAGACUCGAGCGUCUUCAAUGAAACGCUGCGGAUAGCCAACAUCCAGCGCCACCAGGGAGGCCGCUACUACUGCAAGGCUGAGAACGGCCUGGGCUCACCGGCCAUCAAGUCCAUACGAGUGGAUGUGUACUAUCUGGAUGACCCGAUAGUGACAGUCCACCAGAGCAUCGGUGAAGCAAAAGAGCAGUUUUACUAUGAGAGGACUGUGUUCCUCAGGUGCGUGGCCAACUCCAACCCGCCCGUCCGCUACAGCUGGAGACGUGGCCAGGAGGUGCUGCUGCAGGGCUCUGAUAAGGGAGUUGAGAUCUACGAGCCCUUCUUCACACAGGGGGAAACGAAGAUCCUGAAGCUGAAGAACCUCCGACCUCAGGACUACGCCAACUACAGCUGCAUCGCCUCAGUGAGGAAUGUCUGCAGCAUCCCUGACAAGAUGGUGUCCUUCCGACUCUCCAACAAAACAGCAUCCCCUUCUAUUAAGCUCCUGGUGGAUGACCCGAUAGUGGUGAACCCUGGAGAAGCGGUCACCCUGGUUUGUGUGACGACAGGAGGGGAGCCAGCCCCCAGCCUGACGUGGGUGAGGUCUGCUGGCGGCCUGCCUGAGAAGACCGUCCUCAAUGGUGGAACACUGACCAUACCCGCCAUCGCGUCAGAGGAUGCUGGCACCUACAGCUGCGUCGCCAAUAACAACGUUGGAAAUCCUGCCAAAAAAUCCACCAACAUCAUCGUCAGAGCCUUAAAAAAAGGACGUUUCUGGAUCACUCCUGAUCCAUAUCACAAAGAUGACAACAUCCAGAUUGGGCGAGAGGUGAAAAUCUCCUGCCAGGUGGAAGCUGUCCCUUCGGAGGAGCUCACCUUCAGCUGGUUUAAAAAUGGGCGGCCCUUGCGAAGCUCUGAAAGGAUGGUCAUCACACAGACCGACCCCGACGUGUCGCCUGGCACCACCAACCUGGACAUCAUUGACUUGAAAUUCACAGACUUUGGGACGUACACGUGUGUCGCGUCUCUGAAAGGAGGUGGCAUAUCGGACAUCAGCAUUGAUGUCAACAUCUCCAGCAGCACAGUCCCACCCAAUCUGACUGUUCCUCAAGAAAAGUCCCCCCUGGUCACACGGGAAGGAGACACGAUCGAGCUGCAGUGCCAGGUGACGGGGAAGCCCAAGCCCAUCAUCCUGUGGUCCCGCGCCGACAAGGAGGUGGCGAUGCCAGAUGGAACGAUGCAGAUGGAGAGCUACGAUGGCAUCCUGAGGAUAGUGAACGUGUCCCGGGAGAUGACAGGCACCUACAGGUGCCAGACCAGCCAGUACAACGGGUUCAAUGUGAAGCCCAGAGAAGCUUUGGUGCAGCUCAUCGUACAGUACCCCCCCACCGUGGAGCCGACCUUCCUCGAGAUCCGGCAGGGCCAAGGCCGGAGCAUCACCAUGAGCUGCCGGGUGCUGCGGGCCUACCCGACGCGGGUGCUGACCUACGAGUGGCGGCUGGGCAGCAAGCUGCUGCGCACAGGCCAGUUUGACCUGCAGGACUCCACCGAGUACACCGUCAGCAGCCUCUCCCGUGACAGCUAUGGCGUCUACAACUGCAACAUCAUCAAUGAAGCGGGAGCCGGCCGCUGCAGCUUCCUGGUCACAGGCAAGGCCUACGCCCCGGAGUUCUACUAUGACACUUACAACCCGCUGUGGCAGAACCGGCCCCGCGUGUACUCCUACAGCCUGCAGUGGACCCAGAUGAACCCCAACGCCGUGGACCGCAUCCUCGCCUACCGCCUGGGGAUUAGGCAGGCUGGACAGCAGCGUUGGUGGGAACAAGAAAUUACAGUGAAUGGAAACAUUCAAAAGGGAGAAUUAAUUACCUACAAUCUAACUGAGCUGAUCAAGCCAGAGGCGUACGAAGUCCGUCUGACACCCAUCACCAGAUUUGGAGAAGGAGACUCCACUAUUCGGGUCAUCAAGUAUAGUGCUCCAGUAAAUCCACACCUACGAGAGUUCCACUGUGGGUUUGAGGAUGGUAACAUUUGCCUUUUCACUCAAGACGAUACGGACAACUUUGACUGGACAAAGCAAAGCACUGCCACUAGAGACACAAAAUACACUCCCAACACAGGGCCAAACGCAGACCGGACUGGCUCCAAGGAAGGUUUCUACAUGUAUAUUGAGACGUCACGCCCCAGGCUGGAAGGGGAGAAGGCCCGACUCGUCAGUCCUGUUUUCAGCGUUGCUCCAAAAAAUCCCUAUGGAGCUACGAACACAGCCUACUGUUUUAGCUUCUACUAUCACAUGUAUGGACAGCACAUAGGAAGCUUGAAUGUUUACCUGCGACUGAAAGGCCAGACGGCGAUAGAGAACCCCUUGUGGUCUUCAAGUGGAAAUAAGGGCCAGCACUGGAACCAAGCCCGUGUCAAUAUCAACCCCCCGACUUCAUUCCAGCUUAUAUUUGAAGGGAUCCGGGGCCCAGGCAUCGAAGGAGACAUUGCUAUUGAUGAUGUAUCAAUUGUGGAAGGAGAGUGUAUGAAAUCCGACCAGCCGGCCAACAAUUUACGAUCAGGUGCUGUUGGGACAUUAGAGCAUAUACGACUUAUCCCAGUUACCAUCCUCAUGUUUGUCUUAAGUCAUCAGAGGUGACCUUAUCCUGGCAGAGGCUACAAAAGAUUCACCAGGCACUGGCAUGAAGAAAGAGUCUUUGUAAAAUGGACAUUUAAAAACAAACUACCAAAGAUUCCUCCACUGACUGACUCAAAAGUUAAAUAAAUACAUAAAUAAAUUAAAAAGAAAAAAAAAAGAAAAACAAACAAACAAACAAACAAAAAAAAAACAAUUAAAAAGCACUGGGGACAUAAAAGGCAUCAUGGGAGUGUAACUCACUAUGAACCACGCGUGAGAACGAGAUCUGGCCUAAGUGAGGAAGAGACCUUCAGGUGCUUUUGUGGUCAAUAACGAAUACAGCAUCAUCUGGUUGAACUCUCGGAACAGAGCGAUAGAAACCCUUGUCAAAGCACAAAGUCAUGGCUGGUUUUGUUUCAAAUGAAUAGUUUGCUUGUUACCAUGGAAACCUAAUGGCCUGCCAAAAAAAAAAAAAAAAAAGAGGAGAGGAGGGAGAGGAAAUAAUAAAAUUAAAACAGAGAGAGCAACACCUCACUGUAAACAGGGUAUGUGAAGAGCUGGCAUUCAUUUUCCCUUCGAGGAGGUUUUUAGUGUAGAGUUAAAAACAUGUAGGCCCUUUUGCCUUUGGCUGUCACCUCCCCUAGAGAGUAACCCCGAAUCAGAGCUGUUUGAAGACAUUUCUGUUUCAUUUCUCACGGCUAUGCUCGAUAACUGUAUGCUGUCUCCUUUUGCAUGCAUUACGAUCCAGGAUGUGCCACCUGGGCUUACAUAUGACACAGGCUUAUCGGAGCUUGCUUGCGGCCACUCGAACACCCCUCUCCCCUCCCCAACUGAGUCAUCUGUUCUAACGAAGUGAAGAAACCAAACCACCAUCUUUUAUAAAUUGCCAUGGAAACCAAGUGCCUUCAAUGAAACAAGCCUGAUUUAAAAGUAUAUGUAGAAUAAUAAUAAUUUCAACACAGAAGCUUGCACUGCUAACAUGUGGUUUGUGCAAACUAUUUUCUAAACAAACUACGGAGCCCGGGUGUGCAGACUGCAGGCGAAGGAAGCAAAGUCACUCCUGGAGGUGGAUGGACCUGAGCUGCUGCGUAAGCCCUCUCGGACGAGCUAUCUGUUGUUUAACCUUCCAGACAGCCAUGGCCUUUCAGCUUAUUACCCAUUAGAAAAUAGCUUCCCGUUGGUCCUGGAAAUGGGAGCAGCGCUUUUUAUUUGUUCCUUUCAGGUGAUCAGAGAAAUGUUUGUGCAAAUUCAGUAAUUCAACUGAAGAGAUAAUUUUACAGCUAUGUUCAAUAAAGCCUCUUUCCAGAGCAUGCAGUUUGAAUGGGAAAUCCCACAAGCAAUUGCUGAGGACUCUGAUCUCACUGUACAACCAGCCGCUGCUUCCCCAGCCAGCUCCAGCCAGGCAAUGGGACACAAGGGUAUAAAAGAGCAGAGACCUGAAGGGGGCAAACACAUCACAAAACACAUUAGAAAUGCACCACUAAGAUGAAGGCAAGGAGCAGCUCCUGGAGAGCCUGUCAAAGUGCUGAUGCCUUGCGUGACAAAAAAGCAUUUGCUCGUGGAUAUUGCAGAGGAUAGGUUCUUUACCCUGAGCUUACAUUGUAUCAGCCACUUUUUGGAAAUGAUGGUCUUAAGUGUAUGCUGCUGUCAGGCCCACGUAAAUCCUUGGAAAUGUGAAAUUUCUUGCCAAACUCAGAAGCUUUGGAAGAGUGCUGACCUCCAGGGAUGCCAACGCAGUUCCCUCCCUGACACCGAGUGCUUGAAUCUCCACUGCAUUCACCAAUGUAAAUGGCACUGUUUAGUGUGAGCACCUCUCGAGGCAAUCAGAGGCCCUAAACUUCAGAACAGAGCUGAGGAGUGACAGCAUCAGCUCCUUGUUCAAAUUUGGUUUCUUUUUCACUGCCUUCAGGGUCAGUGACAUCCCUUGCAGUGAGCCACGUAGUCAGAACGAUGGGAUUCUCUUCACUCCCAUUGGAAGAGGUUCUGCUGCUUCAUUUUUGGAGGGUUUACUCACUGGUAUUAUUUUUUCAUGUAUCUGAGGAUGGUUUAAAUGCUCUUCUCACCCAAAAAGAGCUGCUGUCCUUUGGAAGAAUUGCUCUAUAUGGGUGUUUGAUAACAAAGGUAGUCCCAUAUUAUAAGCACCUUUGCCUGUAUAUGCCAGUAAAAAGGUUAGGGGCCAUCAGGAUUACUUCUUACAUUUUCCUAUAAAAACCUAUGCAAGAAACUCAUUAUAUUUAUGAUUUUUUUUAAUUAUUAUUGUUAUUAUUUUGUAAGCAGCUCCACAGGAGCAUGCUCUGUCAUUUAUGGCUGCACGACUAUAAUGGAAGCAUCAGUCCCAGCAGAGAGGAGUUAAACUUGCAGGCACUGCCCAUUGCAUUCCUUUGUGCCAAGAAACUCCCUGCCCCACAGCUCAUGCACUCAUUCAGUUGAGGGACAUUUGGUCUUUAGAAGUCUGGGGACAUCUUCUGCCUGAGCUCUGCCCCCUGCGUCUCCCUGUAAUUCCCACAGGAACACAUCCCAGCACACAUGGACAGGGCUUGGAGCGGGGAAGGACAUGUGGGGCACUCCUCAUAGGUCUUAAAACCAAUUAAAAGGAGGAAGGGGAACGAUUCAUGUGUGUUUUGCUUUCUGUAAGGCUGCUCGUAAGGCUGUUGCAAAGCCUCGCCAGCGUGGAGGUGUUCACAGCCACUUUGGUGUCACUUGUUCUGUGCCAGCAGUGUUACGUGUCUGGUGUUAAACUCCUCCUGCCUUGGGCUCCCAGACCACUUUCAGAUCCCCUUUUGGCUGUUUUUGGACAAGCUACAGCACUAGUUUCUCUCGUUUAGAAAAGAUACGUAGUAAUAACCAGGAGCUAUCAUUGACCUGAAUACAAGACACUUGGGGUAGUACAUCCUAUGUGCCGUACUGAAAUAUGACAGAUCACCAUUGUAUCUGUCAGACUGUGGAGUCUGUAUGCUGAGUUUUAUAUUAUGGGAAGGAUGCUGUAUUUUUUUUUUCCCUGAACGCAACCUCUACAGCCCGUGUAGGUGGCACCCAACUUACAUGGGUGUUUCUGGACUGAGGCUUCAGUGGUGACACAAAGGUUUUGCUUUCAUGAAAUAGCAUCUUACACACCCUUAUCAGGCUGUGAUAUAAUGGGACUACUCAGGUGAGAGUCAACUGAUCGAGUCAUCAGAGACAGAAGGAUGCAUGCGUGGGGGGAUACUUUGAUCCUCUCAGCCACAAGCAUACGAGUUCAGCAGUGAGCUCCUGAGCCUGGGAGCAACCCAAGAGCAUUAAUCACAAAAUCAGUGUUGGGCGCCCGACAAGUGCUGGUGCAUCAACAGGAAGGUCGUAUUUGUGUUCCUCUAUAGAUGUGUCCAUGCAUCCUGGCAGCCAUACCUAAUGGAGUCUCUCCUAGCUGGCUCUCUGUGACAUGGUCAGGUUUACCCCUGUUGAGCACAGCCUUAUCAGAGCCAACCGAGGACCUAUGACAGGUGAAUUGCAGCCUAUUUCCUCCCAUUUAUAUUCUCCAUAAGUUGUUGUUUUUGUUUUUUGUUUUCGUUGAGAAACAGACUUGAAUGUUGGCAGGUGCUUGGACAAAUGAAUAUUAAUGCAGCUUUGCUCACGGUUAAGGUCAGAGCCAACAAGUGGAGAAAUGCUGCUGCUGAUGCUUUGGGACCCAGGAUCUUUGCAUGCCACAAGCCUUCACCUUCUGCAGGCUGGAGGUUUGCACUCCUCCACCCGUGAGGAAGAAACAGGAACCCCACAACAACCAUGACUGUAAAGCAUUGGGUGGUUUGUGACAGAUAUGACCACAAAAGGAAUUGAGGAAACACACAUUUCUGUGAGUAGGAAUUAGCAGCCUCAGCACCUUCUCAGGAAAGAUCAGAUGCGCUUCUGCUUGCACAUUACCAACUGCAAGGGGUUGAAAUCUGUGUGUUUGUUUGUGUAAAUAGUAUAUAAAUAACUGUAAUUGUAUGUAUUUAAUGUAUAUAUAAUGAUUAUUACAUUUUAACUAUCUCAAGUAUUGUAUAUAGCCAAACUUGGUCUCUUAUUUUACUAGAACGCCCACUGUAGAUUUAUUUUUUGUCAUUGUUGUUAAUGUAUCUGGUUAAAUUACAAACUGGUCUUACUUUUACCUCAAAGG
Molecule: messenger RNA, 7056 nt
Organism: Lagopus leucura (white-tailed ptarmigan)
Lineage: Eukaryota; Metazoa; Chordata; Aves; Galliformes; Phasianidae
Gene: MDGA2
Product: MAM domain containing glycosylphosphatidylinositol anchor 2
Exons: 19
Coding region: 78-2948 (956 amino acids)
Biological process (GO): homophilic cell-cell adhesion
Cellular component (GO): plasma membrane
Molecular function (GO): protein binding
Source: RefSeq, a predicted model, not a curated record